Cornus florida is the source of this 999-nucleotide messenger RNA. RefSeq names its product ethylene-responsive transcription factor 2-like. The record is from RefSeq and is a predicted model, not a curated record. The coding region runs from base 112 to 843 and encodes 243 amino acids. The transcript has a single exon. Gene Ontology annotation, molecular function: DNA binding; DNA-binding transcription factor activity. Gene Ontology annotation, biological process: regulation of DNA-templated transcription; ethylene-activated signaling pathway. Lineage: Eukaryota; Viridiplantae; Streptophyta; Magnoliopsida; Cornales; Cornaceae.
UCUCACCUGAAACAAUUAAUUCCUCUUAACUCUCUCUCAUCACUUCUUCAAACUUCUCACUCCAAAAUUUCGAAAACCCCAUUUCUUCAAGUCCCAAUUUAUUACACUACCAUGUACCAGUACCAACAUGGCAGUUUUCCGGCGACAAAUUUCGGGGAAUUGCCGGUGUAUCACCGGAGCUCGAGCUUCAGUAGUCUCAUCCAAUGCUUGUCAACAGAUACUUGGGGAGACUUACCGUUAAAAGUCGACGACUCGGAAGACAUGGUUAUAUACGGCCUUUUACGUGACGCCGUCAGUGAUGGAUGGACGCCGUUUAAUUUAAUGGCGACGGGCGUUAAGCCUGAGCCGGAAGAUGAGUCCGCGGAGCUGCCUACGACUCCGAGUACGGCUACGCCUACGCCUGAAUUGGAGGCUCCCGUGGUGGCGCCGCCCAAGAGGAGGAAUUUCAGGGGGGUGAGGCAAAGGCCGUGGGGGAAGUUCGCGGCGGAGAUAAGGGACCCGGCGAAGAACGGCGCUAGGGUUUGGCUCGGGACGUACGAGACGGCGGAGGAAGCCGCGCUGGCUUAUGAUAAAGCGGCUUUUAGGAUGCGUGGCUCGCGUGCUUUGCUGAAUUUUCCACACCGAGUCGGCUCGAACGAGCCUGAUCCGGUUAGAGUCACGGCUAAACGGAGGUUAGCAGAGCCGACUUCGUCGCCGUCUUCGGACAGUGGCUCGCAGAAGCGGAUAAAGAAUGGAGAAGUGGAUGAACAAGCCGAAUUUGAAAUGAAGGACGAAUCGAGUGUGUUUCAAAUUGGCUGUCAAAUAAGAGAAUUGCCAGUUGGCGAGCAAUUACUGGUUAGCUAGUAGGAUGAUAGUUUGUGUUCGACUGUAUUGUAAAAAAGGGCUUGCUUUAUGUGAAGGGUGUUGUUUGGUAACUAUGAAAUGAAACAAUACCAUAAUGUGAUAUGUUAAUUGUGAAAACGGCCACUAAUUAUUCAAAGGAUAAUGUUUAAUUACUAA